Molecule: messenger RNA, 909 nt
Organism: Eublepharis macularius
Lineage: Eukaryota; Metazoa; Chordata; Lepidosauria; Squamata; Eublepharidae
Product: riboflavin-binding protein-like
Exons: 6
Coding region: 79-777 (232 amino acids)
Cellular component (GO): external side of plasma membrane
Molecular function (GO): signaling receptor activity; riboflavin binding; riboflavin transmembrane transporter activity
Source: RefSeq, a predicted model, not a curated record
CAGCAUUCCUCUGAAGGAGAGAAAAGAAACAGAAAACCAGCUAAAAACAGGACUAUUGCUAAAAAAAGUGGGAAGAAUAUGUUGAAGUUUUCUGUGCUCCUAUUCUUUGCCCUCUUAGCAGUGUCUACCAGCAAAGGGCAUCAAUGUCUAAACGGGCCUACUCACAAGAAGAAAGCUACCCCAGAGCCUGACUUGCAGGAAUGCACCAUAUAUAAAAAAUCCUCUUGUUGCCAUGCAAGCUUUACAAAGGAGCUGGCUCAGUCACCAGUAAUGAAAGUAAAUAACACCUACUGGAACAGAUGUGGAAAUCUCAGUGAACCCUGCGAGAGUUACAUGAAGAAGAUGGAGUGCUUUUACAGGUGUUCACCAAUUGCUGUUUACUGGGCAAAAUCCAACUAUUCAGCUGCUAUUGAAUCUGUUCCCAUCUGCCAAAAGUUCUGUGAUGGCUGGUAUGAAGCUUGUAAAAAUGAUUUCACUUGUGUCAAUAACUGGUUGACAGACUGGGAAAUUGAUGAAAAAGGAGAAAACCGUUGUAGGAAUAAGUGCAUCCCAUUCAACCAGAUGUACAACAAUGGCACUGACAUGUGUGAGAACAUGUGGGGAAAUUCAUUGAAGGCAAACAACUCCACCUGUGACUGCUUGAACCUGAAUGAAAAUGAUAGCCAGUAUGUACAGCCUGACAGUUCCAGUAGCAACAGCAGCAUAAGUGACCAGCAGGCCUGUCACAAGGUGAUAGAACUGGAGUCACUGAGGAGGAAGAAGAAGAAGAAGGCAUAGAGACAGAGUGAGUGCCAAAGUCAUGGUUGCAAUGGUUGGAUGCUGGCUUUGAUAGGAUCAUAUUAGGCUGUUCUGCCAUUCUCAUUUGGGAUAGCACAUCAGUUAAAUCAUGAUUAAAGGUGCCAAAUUUAA